Durusdinium trenchii is the source of this 705-nucleotide messenger RNA. NCBI's taxonomy places the organism in Eukaryota, Dinophyceae, Suessiales, Symbiodiniaceae. The record is from the annotation of a GenBank genome assembly.
AUGGGAAGGUCGAAACAAGGUGCUUGGGUAACGAAGCACAUGUUGGCAGCCGAGAGGCACUGGACAAAGCCAAUGAUUGAGGCUGCAUGGGACUGGGCAAAAGCCCGCAACCUAUGGCGGGUAAACCCUAUCCACAAAGAGGAGGAAAUCAAGGUGGUGUUGGAAGACGCUUUCAAGUAUGCGGAGGAAUCAGGUUUUGAGACCCGCCAAGAAGCCACUAUGGAAAUGGAGGAUCCUGAUGGCAGUCUCCUGGACGGAGGGGACUUGAUCCCGGGCCACCUGUCCAAGUUGUUGCCAGAGGUUGACGACAGCAAGCUGGCGGGGGAGGAUGCUAUGCCCGGGACUGGAGCAAGUUUCAGGCUUGUUUUUCCUACGAUGCAAGAGAACUCCAGCCCACUGAGCGUGAUCACGACCUUCCUGGAAACCUUGGGUAGGAAGAUCGAUAAUGCUGAUCUUGAGAAGGUUCUUGGCUUUCGGAGAGCGAUGAGCCAGGCGUGCAGGGCUGUACGCGCUUUGCAUCGGAGGCAUUCGAUGUGCACCCGACUUCUGGCCUCGAUGAUGCCAGCUGACAUGUACGCUGACAACGACAAGACGUUAGACUCCAUGGCUCAGUUUACCUCCACUGACUUAGAGAAGUGCUUCUUUGAAGGGGUCACCGACACUCAGAUAACAAUUGCAGCGUUCUUGCACCCCGGGGUUUCCUAG